Molecule: messenger RNA, 1134 nt
Organism: Komagataella phaffii GS115
Lineage: Eukaryota; Fungi; Ascomycota; Pichiomycetes; Pichiales; Pichiaceae
Product: Subunit of the tRNA splicing endonuclease, which is composed of Sen2p, Sen15p, Sen34p, and Sen54p
Exons: 1
Coding region: 1-1134 (377 amino acids)
Biological process (GO): tRNA-type intron splice site recognition and cleavage; tRNA splicing, via endonucleolytic cleavage and ligation
Cellular component (GO): tRNA-intron endonuclease complex
Molecular function (GO): nucleic acid binding; tRNA-intron lyase activity
Source: RefSeq, a predicted model, not a curated record
AUGUCGAAGAAACAGAGCAAGCAGUAUGAUCGUCCUUUGCCUAUCAAUAUCAUCAAUCUACCUGUGGUCACUCACAAUCCAAUUUCUUGGAUCUGGUGUCUAGGUUCUUAUGUUAAACAAUGGUUCCAGUUGAAGCAGAGUGUAGUCGAUAUACAAUACUGCGAUGGUAUAUUCAAAGUUUCGGGUUCUCACUACAUGAACGAAGUUUGGAAUAGUGGCUUUAUUGGAAAGGGUAUAUUAUCCCGUUCCGAACCCACUUGGUUGCACAGAACUCGAAGAAGGUUGGGGCUGGACCCGCUGUUUGAUGAGAGUGGUCGAUUGUUGCUUACAAACGAAGAAACCGUUCAGAUUCGUCGAGAGGAAAGAAAAAAGUUUAAGCUUAAGCGGGAAGAACUAGAGGCGCAAGAAAAUUAUUUCAAAACUACUGGAGAUAUGACUUCUUUGCAAAAGGUGACCAAAUUGAAAAGAAUUUUGAUCGAGGACAAUAAGCAACUUCAACGCAAACCGUUACGUGAACUUAUAAUGGAAAAUUACUCGGUGGCUGGAGACAAGAAAGAGCAGACAAGGGCUGAUUCUGCUUUAUUUAUCGAUGAGACUCAUAUCAAAGAUCUUGAAUAUCUCCAGUUGAUGCCAGUGGAGGCCCUCUUUUUAUCAUUUUGCUUUGGCUCCAAAGUAAAUGAUUUUGAUUUGUUUCAGUUGUUCCAACUAUGUAUGAAUCGCUCUUUGGAAGUGGAUAACUCUUUCAUUUUGUUAUACAUGGUUUAUCAUCAUUACAAGAGCCACGGCUGGUGUGUAAAAUCAGGAACCAAAUUUGGAUCAGAUUUUCUACUGUACCGAAGAGGCCCUCCAUUUCAACAUGCUGAAUUUGCUGUGCUGGUUCAACCUGAUUAUAAACCAAGCGAUUCUCCAUCUAACGAAUGGAUCGAUAUAUCAGCUAUCAGCAGAGUAGUUGGCGGUGUUAACAAGACGUUGCUAUUGACAUAUGUUACCCAGCCUACAAAGGAUGCAUUUCAGCAGGCUUUGACUAUGUUUUCAGAGUCUCCAACUCCCCAUUCUUUGAGAAAUCUCCUGGAACUGUACCACAUUGACGAAUUUAUAUACAGGAGAUGGCUACCAAGCCGAAAUAGAGCGUGA